Molecule: messenger RNA, 6100 nt
Organism: Phyllopteryx taeniolatus (common seadragon)
Lineage: Eukaryota; Metazoa; Chordata; Actinopteri; Syngnathiformes; Syngnathidae
Gene: ppfia1
Product: PTPRF interacting protein alpha 1
Exons: 31
Coding region: 1025-4777 (1250 amino acids)
Biological process (GO): synapse organization
Cellular component (GO): presynaptic active zone
Molecular function (GO): protein binding
Source: RefSeq, a predicted model, not a curated record
GGCUCCCCUGCCGUGAUGGAACUACCAGGCUAAUGAAAGAGCUAGCCACCGAAAGCCCACCAUUGGCUGUCCCGACUGCCCAAGCUGGCAGCAGGCAGUGGCGUCAGGGAAGGACUGGACUGACAGAGGCUAAGGUGGAUAUACAACCCCCCCUCCAAAAAAAAAAAAAAAAAGAAAGAAAGGAUAUCACAUUGGGAACUCGCAGAAUUUGAGUUUUACUCGACUUGUGGAUUUCCCAGCUCGAAAAAAACUAACGUUCAACGUUGUCUGGAAGUUUCAGAUCCCGAGGUGGUGACGCUACUGCUCGCUAAUGAUAGCCGAUGCGCUAACGUUACUUGAUCGAUGUAAUUGUUUUGGUCUAAUUUAUCGUCUUACUUCCAAAGAAUAAAACCGUUUCGACGCUUAAGGCAAUGUCAGGCACAUAGACUCGAGAAAUGUUGGCGUUUGAUCAACUUUUACGUAACUCGGUGUUGUUUUCUUGGCGAAGUUAGUCUUUCAAACUAGCGAGCGUUAGCCACCUAGCUGGCUAGUAGCUAACGUUGGCUAACUGUUGACUCCAAACAGAUUUAAAGCCAAAGAAAAAUUAUUUCGCUUUAAAUUAAGUCAAGGCUAGCAAGCCCACUGCUGUUUCCACGUCACCUAACUCGCUGUAUCGUUUGCUGUCUACUUGUGUUGACGUGAUACUGCCAACCGGAAGAGUUUUACUUUUUAAAGUCGUUGUUCAGUUAAAACUCUUCGAUAUAAGCAAUCACGGAAUCGCCAAUUUAUUUGACUAAUGGUAGCUAGCUCUCGCUGAGUUAGCCGGCUGAAGUUGGAAUCCUGACCCCUUGCUCAAGGGGCUUGCUUUGAGGCCUUGUCUACAGUGGGGUGAAAAAAACAUAUCCAAAGCCUUAUUAUACAGUAUCUCGGCGUCUGAGUGGAGUUCAUAUUUUAAUGUCUGGAUAUUUGGCAAGCCUCCUCACGACCUAAUAGGAGAAUCUGGACAUCGUUUACCUGCCGGUGGGAAAUACUGUUACUUGGCAAGAUGAUGUGUGAAGUGAUGCCCACCAUCAGUGAGACAGAAGGACCAAGUGGAGGAGUUGGCACUGGUCGUCGAGGGUCCGGCUCCCCGCUACAGUCGGACUCUGAAGGUCAUUUUGAGUCGCUGAUGGUGUCCAUGUUAGAGGAGAGGGAUCGUCUUCUUGAGACUCUGAGAGAGACUCAAGAAAAUCUGGGCUUGGCUCAGGGUAAACUGCAUGAAGUCAGCCAUGAAAGGGACUCUCUCCAGAGACAACUCAACACUGCUUUGCCACAGGAGUUUGCGGCACUAACUAAAGAGGUGAACAUGUGCCGGGAACAACUUCUAGAAAAGGAGGAGGAGAUUGCAGAACUGAAAGCUGAGAGAAACAACACACGGCUCCUCUUGGAGCACUUGGAGUGUCUGGUUUCUCGCCAUGAACGUAGUCUGAGGAUGACAGUGGUGAAACGACAAGCUCAGUCUCCUGCAGGAGUCUCAAGUGAAGUGGAAGUCCUCAAAGCCCUAAAGUCACUUUUUGAACACCACAAAGCCCUUGACGAGAAGGUAAGGGAGAGACUGCGAGUCGCCUUGGAAAGAUGCAGCGCUUUGGAGGAACAGCUCACUAUGUCACACAAAGAGUUGGCUUACCUCAGAGAGCAGAGCUGCCAGAAGAGGGGAUUGGCAGAUGGAACCAGUGAGGUCAACCACAACUCUGAAAAUACACCAAGCACUAAUGGGAAGCGGUCAUCAGAUGGAUCUCUUAGUCAGGAGGAUGAGUUAGGUCCUGAUUUCGGCAAGGUUGGCGAACUCCAGAAGGUGGUGGACCGUCAGACCGCAGAUCUGGGCCAGAUUAAGGAGCGCAUGGCUGCAAUGGCAUCCAGAAUCAGUGAGCUGGAGGAAGAGUUGGACACAGCCAGAAAAGACCUCAUCAAGUCUGAAGACAUGAAUACACGAUUGCAGAGAGACCUCAGAGAAUCUAUGGCUCAGAAGGAGGAUAUGGAAGAGAGGAUCACCACUCUAGAAAAGCGCUACCUGGCAGCUCAGCGGGAGGCUACGUCCGUCCAUGACCUGAAUGACAAAUUGGAGAAUGAAGUAGCCAACAAAGAGUCCCUCUGUAGACAAACUGAAGACAGAAACCGGCAGCUCCAAGAGAAACUAGAGCUAGCUGAGCAGAAGCUACAGCAGACUAUCCGCAAAGCAGAGACUCUGCCAGAGGUGGAGGCUGAGCUAGCACAAAGGGUAGCUGCCCUAACGAAGGCAGAGGAACGCCAUGGUAAUGUGGAGGAGAGAUUGAAGCAACAUGAGGCCCAGUUGGAGGAGAAGAAUCAGGAACUGCUCAGGGCAAGGCAAAGAGAGAAGAUGAAUGAGGAGCAUAACAAGCGUCUCUCUGAGACAGUGGACAAGCUCCUGUCUGAGUCCAACGAGAGACUCCAGCUUCACCUAAAAGAGAGGAUGUCUGCUCUGGAGGACAAGAAUGCCCUCAUAAGGGAACUGGAGCAUACCAAGAAGCUGAUUGAGGAGUCUCACCAUGAAAAGGAGCAGCUUUUGAUUCAGAUUGAAACGAUGAGGGCUGAGAACGAGCAGGGUAGGAGCAGGAGCAACUCUUUACUACAUGGACGAUCACAGUUGGCAAGCACCCCAGACUUCAGAUAUCCAGUGUCUGCUUCCUCUAUGAUGGACAGUAACUCAGACCACUAUGGCAGCGCUCUUGUAUUGAGACGACCCCAAAAAGGAAGAGUAGCAGCACUUCGAGACGAACCAUCCAAAGUGCAAACUCUGAAUGAGCAGGAGUGGGAGCGUGUGCAACAGGCCAAUGUGCUUGCUAAUGUGGCCCAGGCUUUUGAGAGUGAUAUGGAUGCCUCAGACCUGGAGGAGGAUCGAGAGACUAUCUUCAGCUCUGUUGAUCUUCUAUCCCCUGGUGGUCAGGCAGAUGCACAGACUUUGGCCUUAAUGCUGCAGGAGCAGCUUGAUGCCAUCAACAAUGAAAUUAGGAUGAUUCAAGAAGAGAAGGAAAACACAGCCAUCCGAGCAGAAGAAAUCGAGUGCAGGGUGGGCAGUGACGACAGCCUUGGAGGACGUUUCCGCUCCAUGAGCUCCAUACCCCCAUCACUCUGUGCAGGCUCUCCUAUUGGCAGCUCUCCUCCAGGCUCUGGUCACUCAACACCAAGACGUAUUCCUCAUAGCCCUCAUAGAGAAUUAGAUCGGAUGGGUGUCAUGACCCUGCCUAGUGACCUGCGAAAGCACCGCAGGAAGUCUGCUCUGGAUGACAAAACCACUAUCCAGUGCGAGACAUCACCCCCUACCACUCCACGCUCUAUGCGCCUAAACAGAGAAACAGGUCACGCUGCCAGCCAUGAGGACAUUAGGGACAUCCGAGGUCUCGUUGGCAUGCAAGAUGGCCAGGGUAGCAACCCUAGCAGCAGUAACAGCAGCCAGGAUUCUCUCAACAAAGCAGCCAAGAAGAAGAGCAUUAAGUCUUCCAUUGGACGCCUUUUUGGAAAGAAGGAGAAGGGACGGCCGAGCAUUCCUGGAAAGGACUCUCCCAGUCAAGCUGGUACCCCUGAAGCAGAGAGCUCAGCCAAGGAUGCCUUAGCAGUGGGCAGUCUGGGUGGCCCUGCAGAAAAGAACAGAAAACUGCAGAAGAAUCCAAAGACAGGGCAUGAACUGUUAGAUGAGGCACGCAGGCAGGGCCUGCCUUUUGCCCAAUGGGAUGGACCAACCGUUGUCGUUUGGCUUGAGCUGUGGGUGGGCAUGCCUGCUUGGUAUGUAGCUGCCUGUCGUGCUAAUGUAAAAAGCGGAGCCAUUAUGUCAGCACUUUCAGACACCGAAAUCCAGAGGGAGAUUGGAAUCAGCAACCCAUUACAUCGUCUGAAACUUCGUCUUGCCAUCCAGGAAAUAAUGUCGCUCACCAGUCCCUCUGCCCCUCCCACCUCCAGAACGACCACAGGAAACGUUUGGGUCACACAUGAAGAAAUGGAAAGUCUGGCAGCUACACCUCCCACGGAGGACAACGAAAGUAGCUGGGCCCAGACAUUGGCGUAUGGAGACAUGAAUCAUGAAUGGAUUGGUAAUGAGUGGCUACCCAGCUUGGGUCUACCACAGUACCGCUCAUAUUUCAUGGAGUCCCUGGUGGACGCCCGCAUGCUUGAUCACCUGACCAAGAAAGACCUCCGCGGACAGCUGAAAAUGGUAGACAGUUUCCACAGGAACAGUUUUCAGUGUGGAGUAAUGUGUUUAAGGAGGCUCAACUAUGACCGGAAGGAGCUGGAGAGAAGAAGGGAAGCAUCUCAGCUAGAGUUUAAUGAUGUGCUGGUGUGGAGUAAUGAGCGCUUGAUAAAUUGGGUUCAGGCUAUCGGGAUGAAAGAGUACAGUGCCAACCUCUAUGAGAGUGGUGUCCACGGCGCACUGCUCUCUCUGGAUGAAACCUUUGAUCACAACACCCUGGCACUACUGCUGCAGAUUCCCACACAGAACACUCAGGCCAGAGCAACUCUUGAGCGGGAAUAUAACAGUUUGCUGGCCAUUGGUACAGACAGGAGUAUGGAAGAGGAUGACGACAAGAACUUCCGGCGUGCUCCCUCAUGGAGAAAGAAGUUCAGGCCCAAAGACAUGAGGGGGAUGUCCUUGGGUGUGUCUGACACUCUGCCUGCCAAUUUCAGGGUGACCACCAGCAACGCAUCGUCUGCCAUCACACAGCCAAAGAGGAGCCCAAUGGAUGGUAACCGCUGGUCAGAAGACGAAGGGGAAUUCCCUGCUUUCAAGACCAGGAUGAUGAACUAACAGAUUUUUAAGGACACUAAAAAUAUAUCACAUCACAGAGAAAGAGCUUGCUCACCAAUCUCAGUAUCCCUAGAGGAAACUGUAUAGAUAUAUCCACAUUUUUUCUAUUUAUGUAAACCAAUGGGACAUUUAAAUGAUUUUAGAAUACUGUGUAAUCUUUUUUUUUGCCUCAAUCACAUUUACAUUUCCUCACUGUGCUCAUCAGCUCUCAGAUGUAUGUAACUGAAUGUUUCAACUGUCUGGAGUUUGUAUAUUUCUACCAACAGACAUUUUAUCUAAUCUUUUUUUAUAAUCUUUAUUUGACCAGAUGUAUGUUUUUUCCUUGUUGAUUUGAAAUAUAAUCAAUGGUUAAGUGACUUGUGAUAUAAUUUAAUUUCAUAUCGUUACCCUUUUUAAAUGUUUGUUUUGUAGUUACUUGUGGUUUUUAUGUAAAUGCAGCUCUUAUAUAGGUCAAUGAGUGUGUGAAUAUCAGAUAAACUGCUGGAGACCAUUUUGCAAACUGCUCAACACUGUGAGUGCUCCAUCACCAUAAAAAUAACUGCUAGCAAGCCAGGUGAUGUUGACAGCAAAUCAUCAUCAUGUGAAACACAGCAUAUACAUGAUACCAAAUAGAACGUUUUGAAUUUAAGAAACUAAAGCCAUAUAUCAGUAGCAGUAAAAGAAAGCUAGGGCCAUGAUAAAAUGCAAGUGAAAACCAAAUUCCAGAUUCUCUUUUGUUGACCUUGCAUGCAAGAACUCUCCCUUUCCUGUCCCUGCCAUAUCUCAACUCCCUUUAACCACAAAAAACCCUUCGAGAGCACCAUCUGUACAGAAGGAGGUUGAAUGUACAGAAGAACUCAAAAGGCAAUUUGCUUGGGCGGACCAAUUUCACUGUAGCCUUUGUCAAUCCUCGCUGCAAGUCGACAGGCCUAAAUAUUUUUUGAAAAAUCUAUUUACUAAGACUUUAUAUCAACCCUGUUUAUUAAUGACACUUUGUCCUUUUCUGUGUUCUUAUUUAUUAUUACUCAUUUAUGUUGUCUCUUCAUUAUCAUAGUUUAAGCUAUAAUCCCACCAUAGGUCUUGUCUGCUCUCUCAACACUGGUCCGAUAUUAAUCUCCACGGCAAAUUGGAAGGAACCAGUUUUCUUUAACCCUUUGUGUAGUCUAAAGCUAAACUAGACUUUUUUUUUUUUUUCAUUAUUGUAAUUCCGCUCAUUGCUAUUUUUAGUCCUGCUCUUCCCUUUGAAUUGUCUGAUCGUGUAACAAUGUACAGUCUGAGUACUUAUAAACAAUUUUUUAUCACAGUAUUAUUUAUUGGUUACUUUCAAUAAAAUACUGAAACAUU